AUUAAUGUUAGUGAUUAUUUUGUUAUCGGCAGAAAUUGCCAUAUCAUCAUCGAUUUUUUAAAUAAUUUUAAGACAUAAAAAGCGAUGGAAACUUUUUGUCCAGAAAGUCUUUACUCGCUAUUUAGGUGUUCCCAGAAGUUCUUACGAACUUAUCACAGAACAUUUAAAAGGUAGUCCAAGCCUCUUUCCGUACUAAUGUUGUUUGUUGGGCUAGAGCUGGCAUCGAGUCUCGUACCUCUGGGUUCUGAGCCAGAACUCGAACCACUGCGCCACGGCUGCUCUAAUCACUGCGCCACGUCUACAUAGGCUACAGCAACUUCCAAAAAUGUUUUCUGAAUUAUUGGGAAUAUCAGAAAAUGCAACUGAAAGUGAAAUUGUUGCAGCAUAUAAAAAAAAUGCCUUAAAAUACCAUCCAGAUAAAAACAGAAAUCAAACAACAUGGUCAACUGAAAAAUUUCAAAAAUUGAUUCGUGCAAAAAAUAUUCUUCUUGAUAAGUACGAAAAAGAAAAAUACGAUGAAGAACUAAUUAAACAAGGAGUAAGAAAUCCUAACGCAAAACCAUUACUAUGCGAUAUUUGCUCAAAUGUAGCACAUAGUUUUCAAAAGCGUUGUCUUCAGGGUCACGAACACAAAAGUCCUCAUUGGGAUGAAUUCAAAAAAGCUGAAAAAGAGUUUGAAAAAGUAAAAAAAGAAGAUUUUUUAGUUAGAUUCGAAAAAAAGUUGGAUGAAUGUUUGAAAUUAUUUAUCAACGAAAAACUUCAUAAGCUAGUACCUUUAAUACUUCGAAAAGAUCACAAUGAUCCUGGUGAUAAAGAAUUUAUUCAGAUCACAGAUUUACUUGAAUCCGAAGUAUCUAAUUACCUCGAAGCUUUUCUUUCAGAGAAUAUAAAUUCGAUUGCAAAAAUUAUUACGUCAGUAUUUUAUGAUAUUGGUUCUUUUAAUAGCGAUUACUUGCUCUGUGACAAUAAGAAUUUAAAAAAACAAGCGUAUGUUUUACUUUCAGGAACUCUGAUAAAAAGCUCAAUCUUUGACAAGUUGUCAAGUAAGCAACGUGUAAACGAUAAAGACAAUCUGUACGAUACAUCAGUUUUGAAUUUAAAUGAGCUAAAAAUUUUAUGCGAUUUUUUCUGUAUUACAUUUUCAAAAGGUGCAUCAAUUGACAAUUUAGAAAACGAGGUGAAACUAGUUUUGAACUUUGAAUCUAAAAAUGCACGAAUGCCAAAUUCCAACUUUCAAAACGAUUCAACAGAAUGCAGCUUUUGUCACAUCAAGUCUCGUUGGGGGAGUGCUUUCUGGAAAAAAUGCUAUUUAUGCUCGCAUAAAUUCUGUUCAAAAUGUUCAAAUAAUCUCGUUAAGUCAAAGCUUCCGUAUCUUGAUAUGGAAAUCCGAUGUAUCUGCAUUGAUUGUAAAAAAUGGUUUGAUGAGUUUCAAGCAGUUAAUUUAUUUAAUCAUGCAGUUAAGUCAAUUUCAAGCAAUUCAAUUUCUCUACCAACAUUUAUAGCAAUUUGUGACUUAUCAAAACUAAUCAAUCAUGAAAGAGCUUUUUGCUUGCAAAUCGAUACAUUUUUGGCUAAAGAGAUGCUUAAACUAAAAGAGUAUAAUCGGCUUUUUGCAUACCCAUUUUGCAAAACAUGCAAAGGAAUAGAAAAAGUGGAUAUUUUUAAGUUAUAUUUGAACGCCAUAUUUUUUUCCUUAAAUGAGUGCCGAACUUUAUCAUUAUCUAAAAAAAUCUCCUAUAUGGAAUCUCUGUUACACUGGAUGAGAUCUCAGAAAAAUACUUUUAGAGAGGUAGAACUUUUAGGAACGACAAUGAAAUCUGAGUUUAUGAAAAAGUAUGAAAUUGAGUUUGAAAUUCAUGUUAAUAUGUUAAAUGAAGAAAUUCACAACGCAAUCAAUAAAAACUCUUUACAAGAUUUACUUGAUCUUUUGUUAAUAUAUGAACAGGAUAGCCGAGUUCUUUUUGCCAGCAUAAAUAAACUUAAAGAAUAUAGCAAUAAAAUGCAAUGGAGUAGUAAAUCAAAGCUUUUGGUGGAAAUUUGCGUUGCGAUGACAACUUUUUCAAAAGAUCCAUUAAAAGGAAUGAAAUUUUUGGGCGAGGCAUACUGGAAAGGAUGCACGACCUAUUGUGAUGUAGAAGAAGAUAUAAAAUUUACGGAGUUUUUUUCUCACUUAGCAACGCAAAGCAUAGUUUCCAAUGCAAGAAUGAACUUCUUUAAAAACCUUGAGCAUAUUUCAAACAAAAACUUUCUUACCUGUCUAAACAUUGAUGAAACAGAUUUACUUAAUUUACCUUGUCUAAACAGCACCAUGAAUGUUGAUCACUUAAGUACAUCUGUUGCAAACAUUAAAAUGUUUAAAAAGUUUGAAGCUUCAAUAAACACGUUGUUUACAGAAAAAAAAUGGGAUAGCAUUGAUGUUGCUUUUGCAUAUUAUGACUUAAUUACAUCAUGUAGUACGUCAUCGCAGUUUCUGAUAACUACACUUGUUACUGCUCAAUGGUUUGCUAAAGCGAUGUCUAACACUCACAUGGAUGAAUCAAAAAAGUAUGCCUGCAAGGACAUGAUUUUAAAACUAACUUCACUAGCUGCCAGUUUGGCAUUUGAACUUGGGACCCAUGCUUAUUUACAGUUUUAUGCUGCGUAUAAAAUAUGUGCUUUACAGUUUUAUGCUAUAAAAAAUGUUGCAUAUGGUCUGGAACCCGAGGAAGAAGCUAAAUCCCUUUGUGAAAACUUAGAAUGGUUAGUCUGCAGUACCAGAGUUUGUCCCAUAUUGUCACUACCUAGUUUUAUUAACUCAUCUGAAGCACUUUUUUUUGACUUUUUUUCCAGAGAAGCUCAUUGUGAGUAUUUAUUUGCUGUCAUGUAUCAGGAAGAAACAAAAAGACAGUUAACAGAUGCUAUAUUAAGAUAUAAAAUAUUUGAGAAUCAUUUCAAUGGAAUUUGCGAAGUUGCCGAGGAGUUUGAAGAGGAAACUAAGCUUAAUGCUAUGAGUGCGUUGUUAAAUGAAAAAGGCUAUGACUGGGAAGGUGUGCAGCAACUUACAAAUUCUAACCUACUUCGUGUUGAUAAACAAGGUUGGCUCAAAAUUAAUCAAUCGCUUUUAGGUCCAGUAAAAAAGGAUGGAAUUUGCAGAGUAAAAGGUUUUUGUAUUAACAAAAAAAGUAAUGAUGUUGAUCUUAUUUUAGGCAAAUCAUUUUUAACUUCAAUUUUGUUAAGAAACCAACCAUUAUUGUGCUGGCAAGAUGUUGCUACUAGUAUUUUAAUGAGCAGCCCUGUCUGCGUAUUUAGUCUUGAUGGAAUCAACCAGAGAGAAACCAAUUACCACCCAUUUAAUCAGUAUUUUUUUAUGCCUGAAGAACUUGAUGGAACUGAGUUCCUUUCAACAUUGUUUCAUACUGAUUAUUUACUGAAGCAAUUUAGUAUGGGAGAAGAAAUUUCACUUGUUCCGCCAUUUAAACAUCGCUCAGUAUACAAUGGUCUUUUAAAAGAUCUACCUUAUGAAAUUCAAGAAAUUCUUAAGCCAAUUCAUCUCCGCGGGUUUUCAAAAAGUAGGGUUCAUCGUUUGUGGAUUCAAGCCGAUGAAAUGGAUUUAGAUAUCAAAGAAGAUAAUGAAAAAGUUAUUUACCUGUUCGGUGACAUUAAAAUGAGUGUGCGCUGCAUGCCAAUGUUUUACAAUGAUUGCGGUGAGCUACAAGAUCAAAAUGAGUUAGAUCCUAAUUCACCUGAAAGUCAAUUUGCGUCCGAUUUUACUAAAAACUACGAAAAAAUUGGGAAAUUUUUUCCAGAAUUUUUGCGCCUUAGAGAGCUAUGCAAAAUUCAGCGAUUGGGCCAACUUUUGGAUUUAAUAAAAGAUAGCAAAAUAAAAGAAAUCGAAAAUCUAGUUGAUCCGAACAAUGAGGAACUUAACAAGCAACUUAAGUCAACCUUAAGGCAAGCUAUUUUAGAUCAGAAAUCUCACUUGGAAAGUGUUUUUUCGAAAAUUUACAGUGAAGUUCGUAAGCAAGUGGUAUGGAUUAAUGAUGAUGUUAUAGGGCAAGUUCGUUCUUCCAUAAAUUCUCAGUUUGGUAUCUUGAUUUCUUACUCUGAUAUUUCAAAUUGGCUCAAACAUAGUAACUCUGAAAACAUUAUUAAAGAAAUUAUGCUUGUUAAAUCAGCUGAAAUUGAUCGGCUUCAAAAAAAAAGUUUUAAUGACCUAAUUAAUGAAAAGAAGAACCAAUUGAAAGCAUUUCAAGACAAAAUUGAAGAGUUAAAAAAAAUAUCAAAAGAAAAAUUGCUACCAUUAAAACCCAAAAACGGGUGUAAAUGGGUACCUGCUGUUUGUCACUCUUAUGAUGAACGAAUACGGUAUGGUGGAGUGUCGCUGUGUCCAAAAAUAAAGUUUACCAAUUUGACAGUUAACAACUGGAUGACAUCCGCUACUCAAAUCAAUGCACCUGUUAUUUCUAAAAUACAUACAAAUAUAUUCGUUCCAAAAGUUUUUCAGCCUUCAAUGUCAUUACCGCAAAAAAAGAGUUCUUCUCCAAUAGGUAGUAACUUAAAUGAAGUCAAAAACAAAAAGUGUGAUGGAAAAAACUCUGGUGGUGGAGGAGGCACUGGUGGAGGAGGGAAUUCUGGUGGAGGAGGUAACACUGGGGAUGGAGGAAAUACUGGCGAUGGAAAAAAACAUGAAAAUUUUUCGUAUCUUCCACAAGAUGUUUUGCCUAACUAUGGCGUUGUUAAAAUUAAAAGACUUCUCAAUAGCUUAGGUCUUGAUCAUAAGCGACAUCGUUUUAUCGGAAAUACUAGGAACUAUAUUUUGCAGUACGAGAAAACAGACACAAACAUCAACGAAGUUCUGAAAAAACUUGAAGAUCUUUUUCAGAUAAAACCACAAACAAAGGAUUCUAAAACAGGAGGAAAAAUCUGGAUAUUUCCAUUAAACUACGGCUUAACAAAAGAAACAGAGGUUCCAAGUGUCUCGUUUACUUUACGAGAGAGAAGUAGUGAAGGUAGACCAACACUUGAAGUGGCUAUAAAUAAUUCUAAAUACACAAAAGAUCAUGCUCCUGAUAAAAUCAGAGACAAAAUCAAUGGCCGACAUAUUAUAAAAGUUAGAAUUGGAUUAAAAAAUGAUAUCAAAACACAAUAAUUAUCUUAAUUUAUUUCUUCAACAAAUUGUAUCAAAUAUUUUUUAACAGUUUAAAAUUGUAAUUAGUAUUCAUAGAUAAAUGUAUUUACCCACGUA
Messenger RNA from Hydra vulgaris (swiftwater hydra), 5224 nucleotides. RefSeq lists its product as uncharacterized. Gene Ontology annotation, biological process: spliceosomal complex disassembly. Lineage: Eukaryota; Metazoa; Cnidaria; Hydrozoa; Anthoathecata; Hydridae. The record is from RefSeq and is a predicted model, not a curated record. Gene Ontology annotation, cellular component: spliceosomal complex.